AUGAACACCGUCUCAGUCGCUAAAUUCGUCGGAGUCCCUGCUGCCUUGCUGCUCGGGGGAUACCACUUCUCCCUCUCCCACAACAUCAUCCCGGUCUUGUACGGACAGCCUGCAUCGGUGGCCCUCUCAGCUUUCACGCCCAUCUACAUGACGGCACUCACCCAAGUCUUCCUCCCGGCGGGGUUCCUCAGUCUGACCUCCUUCGGCACCCUGACAUACAAGGCCGAAAACACCACCGAGCGCUUUCUGUACGGCACGGCUGCCGCCAUGAUCGUGGGCUUCGGCGUGGUGACCAAGUUUGUGAUCGUGCCAGUGGCUGAGCGCCUCAUGUUCUUCGAGGAGACUACACCGCUGGGGAGCAAGUUCGGCGGCAAUGACGAGGUGGUGAGGCUGCUGAAAGCAUUCACGAGUCAUAAUUGGUUUCGUGUCGUCUUUGCUCUCGGUGCUGGGCUGAUUGCGCUGUAUGCGGUGAUGACGACGGUCGAUGAGAGAGCGCAUAAGAGUUUGCUGUGA
Messenger RNA from Cladophialophora yegresii CBS 114405, 513 nucleotides. RefSeq lists its product as uncharacterized. The record is from RefSeq and is a predicted model, not a curated record. NCBI's taxonomy places the organism in Eukaryota, Fungi, Ascomycota, Eurotiomycetes, Chaetothyriales, Herpotrichiellaceae. The transcript has a single exon. Bases 1 to 513 code for a protein of 170 amino acids.